Triplophysa dalaica is the source of this 3205-nucleotide messenger RNA. It is a transcript of the gene slc24a1, whose product is annotated as solute carrier family 24 member 1. The record is from RefSeq and is a predicted model, not a curated record. Gene Ontology annotation, biological process: calcium ion transmembrane transport; long-term synaptic potentiation; long-term synaptic depression. Gene Ontology annotation, cellular component: membrane. The coding region runs from base 1 to 2190 and encodes 729 amino acids. Lineage: Eukaryota; Metazoa; Chordata; Actinopteri; Cypriniformes; Nemacheilidae. Gene Ontology annotation, molecular function: calcium channel activity; calcium, potassium:sodium antiporter activity. The transcript is spliced from 10 exons.
AUGUUUCUGACUCGACGAAAGAGACUCCAUCUGAGCCGGAUUAUAUUUCUUCUCUCUGGCGUUUUCCUGUGUUCCUUAUACCAGCUGACUAUUAGAGCCAAACUACCAGAACCCUGGCCGGAACCUCAGAUAGCGGAGAACACUGAGGAAGGUUCUGGACAAACUCUAGUGGGACUGUUGGAGGAGAUAGGGGUUAGUAUUUUAACUGAUGUUCAGCCAAAACACACAGAUGAGGUCCGACCAUCAGACAGAGCUAGGACUUCAGCCCCCACAAAAAUACCCACAACUGCAGAGCCACCUACAACAACCACAAACAGGACGAUCAUCCAGUGCAUCUUUGUCGACCCAAACCUUCCCAAACCCACUCCCGUUCCCACUCCAUCCAUCGGCACCACCACUCUCCCCAAUACUACAGGUUCCAUUCCUGGAGAUGCACCACACAUGAAGGGCGAGUACCCGGAGGACAUCUUCUCCAUUGAUGACCGACGUAAAGGCUGGGUUCUUCUCCACAUAUUUGGAAUGGUAUACAUGUUUGUUUCGUUGGCCAUCGUGUGCGAUGAGUUCUUCGUCCCGACGCUGGGGGUUAUCACAUACAAACUGGAAAUUUCAGAUGAUGUGGCAGGGGCUACUUUCAUGGCUGCUGGAGGCUCUGCUCCUGAACUCUUCACGUCCUUGAUCGGUGUCUUCAUCUCGCAUAGCAAUGUUGGCAUUGGAACCAUCGUUGGUUCGGCUGUCUUUAAUAUUUUAUUUGUGAUUGGAAUGUGUGCGCUGUUCUCCCGGGAAAUGCUUCACCUCACCUGGUGGCCUCUGUUUCGGGACGUGUCGUUCUACAUCCUCGAUCUUAUCAUGCUCAUUAUCUUCUUUUUGGACAACUACAUUAUGUGGUGGGAGAGUAUGAUGCUGGUGUGUGGUUAUAUUCUCUAUGUUUUCUUCAUGAAGUUCAACGUACAGAUUGAGCGAGCAGUUAAGACUCAGCUCAUGAAACACAAGAGCAUCGUCAAGGUGAUUGCGGUGGAAGUACCAGAGAAGGACAAUGGGACCUCAGGUGAAGAAAACAGGGCACCUGAACCAGACGACAAGAAUCGAUUGAAGCUUAAGCCUACAUUGCAGCGCGGGGGCAGUUCUGCCUCUCUGCACAACAGCACCAUGAGAAACACCAUCUUCCAGCUGAUGAUUCACACACUUGAUCCUCUAGGAGAAGAGUCAGUGUUAAAUGGCGGUGCAAAGGCUAGAAGCUCUUUGGAAUGUAAAGUGAAAUUUAAAGACAAGGCUCAGAUUUUGAACAGCAUGGCCCGGGGGAAGGUAGAGAACAAAAAGAAGGAAAAAUCGGGUGAAGUUGGUGAUCGAACAGACCAGCCUAAGGAUUCGGAUGACUCAAGUCCUGCAGCAAAGGAAGGAGAAGCGAAUCAGAAGACUGAGACACCAAAGGAAAGAGACGCUGCGGCAGGAGGUGGAUCAGAGAAUCCAGGAGGCACAGACGACUCUGACAGCAGUGAGGAAGAUGACAGUGAUGAAGACAGCGAUGAAGACAGCGAUGACGAUGAAGAUGAAGCUGAAGGGGGGGACAAUGAAGAACCUCUGACCUUAGAGUGGCCAGACACCAGACGUAAACAGGCUACAUAUUUGUUUCUGCUGCCCAUCAUCUUCCCACUGUGGCUCACAGUUCCAGACGUCAGAAACCCUGCAUCUAAGAAGUUCUUUGUCAUCACUUUCCUCGGCUCGAUAGUCUGGAUUGCUAUAUUCUCUUACCUUAUGGUGUGGUGGGCACAUCAGGUGGGUGAGACCAUUGGCAUUUCAGAGGAGAUCAUGGGUCUUACAAUCCUGGCAGCAGGAACCUCCAUUCCUGAUCUAAUAACCAGCGUGAUUGUUGCUCGAAAAGGCUUGGGAGACAUGGCGGUCUCCAGCUCUGUAGGCAGCAAUAUUUUUGACAUCACCAUGGGGUUGCCGGUUCCCUGGCUGAUGUUCUCGUUCUACCAUUCAUUUGCUCCGGUGCCGGUGAGCAGUAACGGGCUCUUCUGUGCCAUCGUACUGCUCUUUCUCAUGCUCAUCUUUGUCACUAUUUCCAUCGCUGCCUGUAAGUGGAGGAUGAAUAAAGUGUUGGGAUCCAUCAUGUUCGUUCUCUACUUUGUGUUCCUGGUGCUCAGUGUGAUGCUAGAAGACCGAAUCAUUGUGUGUCCCGUGUCCAUCUGAACACAGCUGUCGGACCUGUUGUUUUCAUUACACCUCAACGUUAACCCGCAACACAUAUCCAUGUGGAUACACUUGAUACCACACCAAGUGUUCUGAACGGUAACUUUACAUACAACAUAUGGUUUUUGAAGCGUCCCUGGAACUGCGGAAAUUAUUUGUGAAAAAGCUGAUGCAAAAUAACAAUUUAGUUAUUUUAUGUUUAUACCAAAAAUAUACACAUUUGUUGUCACUAUAUACCCAUCAACAUAAGAAAAUGUAUGACCUUUAUCACAUAUUUCCAGUUUAACGCCAUAGGGUGAUGUAUAAAUGGUCUUAAUGCCGACAUAUCUGUAAUGUCCCUUUAAUUUUAAGUAGUAUGUGGAUAUCACAAUUGUUUUUUAUUUAUAUUGUGGUUUAUAUUGUGAGUUUUUAGAAAGAUAUGGUGAAGCUCUUUUCAAAAUGUAUGCAGAAGUCACUAAAUUUAGAGAAAUUGUGAUCGUAUUGUGAAUGAUGUAAUUCUGCAAUGGAAUUAUUUUUGUUACAAGAAAACUGUCAUUAGUGUGCAUUUUAAAAACAGAUGUUGUGCUGUAAAAUAUGAUUUAAAUCGUCGUAUAACAAAUAACUAUUUAUUACUGAUGCCAAUAUAUAGACGCAGAAAAUAAUAAAGAGACCAUACCAAAUUUUAAUUUAAUCAGAAAUUCUAAAUAUAUUGUGGCCAUUUCAUUUCGGUGUCUGUUGAAUUUAACAAAAUCAAACCUCAGGAGUGACGGGACCCAUGAAAACUGUUAAAAAUCCAGGUUAUCACAUAAAAAAUAAUUUUGAACUUUUCCUAAAUACAUGUACAGAUAGUAAUGUUGUACUGCUUAAAAGUGAGUAUUUUCUUUGUAGUCUUUGAUAUCUGAAAAAAUACAGAGCACCUUUCUGUUAUUUUCACCUGCUCUCCAUUUUUCUUUUUCAGAAAAUAAAUGCAAAUAGAAACAAUAUUUUUUUUUAAUUUUGAGAGAAAUAUUGUUAGAAGUUAACAGAAUGAAACAAA